Xenia sp. Carnegie-2017 is the source of this 2336-nucleotide messenger RNA. Its product is annotated as protein unc-93 homolog A-like. The transcript is spliced from 7 exons. Bases 789 to 2171 code for a protein of 460 amino acids. NCBI's taxonomy places the organism in Eukaryota, Metazoa, Cnidaria, Anthozoa, Malacalcyonacea, Xeniidae. The record is from RefSeq and is a predicted model, not a curated record.
CUUCCCUCCGACUACGUCACUAGAUCACAAUCUGCAAUUGUAGGAAUUGCGAUUUUGAUUGAUUAAGAGUACGACUUAUAACUUAACAAAAAGAAUAUAUGUUUCGUUUGUUGUGAGGUCUGACAAGUAUUGCUCCACAAGCAUCGUGCUCCCAUUCCAUGUGGAAAAUAGGUCGCAUAUCUUUGAUUUGAAAUACUGCAAAAUGUACAUAUAGCAUGUGCUUAUAUUUUAAUGAAUCCUUUUCGAUUACAAAUCAAGAGAUCAUUAAUUAUCAUUUAAGCGAUUCACUCAUACAAUCAUAUCUGCAAUUGAAAUCUGUAAAACUCAUGAAACAUCUAUACGGUUGAAAGAGAAUUUAGUAAGUCUACCCACUCAUUAUGGCAAACAAGAGAUAUAGCUAUCAGUUAAAACGAUAUAGAAACAAUGCAUUCUAUAAUGUCACUUGCAAGUAACUUACAAUGGAUAAACACCAUUGCCUCAAGUCCCUUCAUAUGAUAAUUUUUCUGGGUUUCAGUAUUACGGUGUGUUGGUACUUUGAUGAAAGAGUCACUAAAAGACUCUUGGUGUUCAUGUUGACUAACCUUAGCUUUCAAUUUCAGAGUUAAGUGACUUAGAAGAUUCAGAACCAGGAUGAUCCACAACUACAAACAUGUAAUUUCAUGAGGAAUUUCUUAAUUAAAUUACAGGUAUUAUGUUUCAUGCGUGUUUGUUUGCAGACAAGCGUUCAGACGUCUACAUAUUACAUUUUCCAUCAAUAGUUUGGCGAAAUCAGUAAUUUUAUUGAGAGCAUGACUAACAAUGAUGCAUCUGUAACAACAGACAGCAUUCACAGCAAGACAUUGCAACCUCUGCAUGAACCAUUGAGUGACGUAGAAAUGACAUUGCCUCAAAGCUACUUCGCUGUAAUGAAGAACGUCGUCGUUGUUGGUUUUGCGUUUUUGCUGCUUUUUACUUCUUUUCAGUCGAUUCAGAAUCUUCAAAGUAGUUUGAACGAAGAGGAAAAUAUUGGCUUGAUUUCGUUGAUUAUCGUUUACACAAGCCUCAUUAUUUCAUGUAUGUUUGUGCCACCUAUGUUGAUCAGUCGGAUUGGCUGCAAGUGGACGCUCGUUGCCUCUAUGUCAUGUUACGUCGCCUAUAUUGCAGCUAACUAUUAUCCGCGAUGGUACACGUUGGGAUUUACUUCUGUGCUACUAGGUUUCGGUGCAGCUCCUCUUUGGUCUUCAAAAUGUGCUUACCUAACGACUACUGCUAUAUCACACGCCAAACAUAACAGUAUCCCCCAAGAUGUCGUCAUCACUCGCUUUUUUGGAAUUUUCUUCAUGAUAUUUCAGUCUGCACAAGUCUGGGGAAAUUUAAUAUCCUCUGAAGUCUUAAAGCAAUCUGAACAAUCAUUAAAGUCGAAUUUUACAAACCAAUCUUUAGCUUACGAUGUUAUCGAAGUCUGCGGAGCCAACGACUGUGGACAAGUUUUGUCUCAGAAAAACUCGUCCGUACUAAUAGUUCCUGAGAAAUCAACCGUUGUCAUCCUUGUAACAAUAUAUCUUGUUUGUGGAUUCCUGUCUAUAGCUGCAACCUUGCUUUUUGUUGAUCAACUAAAAGAAGAAAAUAUAAAAGUUCGACAUCCAAAACUACGGCUGUUUGUGUCCACGUUACGUCAUCUCCAGGAAAUACGCAUGCUCCUCGUUGUCCCGCUAACCAUAUACAGCGGUUUGGAGCAAGGCUUUGUUUUCGCAGAUUUUACUAAAUCGUUUGUCACAUGUGUUUAUGGCAUCGAUAAAGUCGGUUACGUCAUGAUUUGUUUUGGCGUUGGUAACUCAAUCUUCUCGUACUUGCUGGGGAAGCUUGCGAAAUACAUUGGACGAUUGCCAAUAUUCAUAUCUGGUGCAGUCACACAUCUCGUGAUCUAUGUUGUUUUGUUAUCAUAUACUCCUGACCGUCAUAUGAUCACAGUACCUUUUGUAAUUGCUGCACUUUGGGGAUACGCAGAUGCUGUCUGGCAGACUCAAAUCAAUGCUUUCUACGGUGUUCUCUUUCAUGAUAAACAAGAAGCAGCAUUCUCGAAUUAUCGCCUGUGGGAGUCCCUUGGAUUUGUCAUCAGCUUUGCUUUAAGCAGUGCAAUAUGCGUCAGGUAUGGCGUUUUAUGUUGCUGUCGAGAUCAUUCACAGACGUGAAGCUAAAGACACUUAGAGUUGGUCUCUAAUCUGCAAGUUUGCUCAAAAGCCUUUUUAAGCGUUUUUAGUUGAACAUUUUUUUGUCAACACGAAAAAAGGAGUUAAUUAGCUAUUUACUUCAAAACAUGUCCUUUUUAUAAAAUAUAUAGCCUUAUUCAAAAUUAA